GGUCAAUGGGACUUUUAUUUUGGUCCGGUGGUGUGAUGUCAUAAGGCUGCGCCGCGCUUCAGCAUCUGUUGUGAUUCGGCUGAAGAAAGAAAAACUCCUGGUGAAGCAACUGAGAUCCACAUGUCAACUAUUACAAAGAUGCCGUUUAUUAAAGAGGAGAUUGAAGAGACGAAGUUGGAGUUUAUUAAAGAGGAGAGUGAAGACAUGAAGAUUGAAGAAACAUUCAGAGUGAAACAUGAAGAUACUGAGGAACAAACAGACCUGAUGGCACUGAAAGAGGAGAGUGAAGUACUGAAUGAAAUGGAAGAGAAAUAUCAAAAUAACAAUCAUCAUGAUUUAAUUACUGGAGAAAAACCUUGUAGCUGCUCACAGACUGAAAACACUUCAUCACAAAUGAUGGCUCAAAAGACAGGGACUAUAAGUCAUUUCAGCUGCAAACAGUGUGGAAACAGAUUCAAUCAAAACACAAGCUUGAACAGGCACAUGGAAAUUCACACUGAGAAGCCUUACACGUGCCCUCAGUGUGGAAAGAGUUUUUAUCAUAAAGGACACUUUAAGGACCACUUGGUAGUUCAUACUGGAGAGAAGCCUUUCACCUGCCAACAGUGUGGAAAAAGUUUCACUCAAAAAAGAAGUCUUAAUAAACACAUGGUAGUUCACACUGGAGAGAAGCCUUUCACCUGCCAAAAGUGUGGAAAAAAUUUCAGCCAUAAAGAAAGUCUUCAUUACCACAUGAGAAUUCACACUGGAGAGAGCCUUUUUACCUGCCAGCAGUGUGGAAAAAGUUUCACCCGAAAAGGAAGGCUUGAUUACCACAUGAGAAUUCACACUGGAGAGAAGCCUUUCACCUGUCAACAGUGUGGAAAAAGUUUCAACCAAAAAGCAAGCCUUAACAGGCACAUGGAAAUUCACACUGAGAAGCCUUACACGUGUCCUCAAUGUGGAAAGAUGUUUCAUCAUAAAGGACACUUCGAAGACCACUUGGUAGUUCACACAGGAGAGAAGCCUUUCACCUGCCAACAGUGUGGAAAAUGUUUCAGCCGAAAAGGAAGUCUUUAUAACCACAUGAGAAUUCACACCGGAGAGCGGCUUUUCACCUGCCAACAGUGUGGAAAAUGUUUCACUCAAAAAGGAAGUCUUAAUUAUCACAUGGUAGUUCACACUGGAGAGAAGUCUUUCACCUGCCAACAGUGUGGAAAAAGUUUCACCCGAAAAGAAAGUCUUAAGUACCACAUGAGAAUGCACACUAUGGAGAGCCUUUUCAUCUGCCAACAGUGUGGAAAAAGUUUCACCCGAAAAGGAAGGCUUGAUUACCACAUGAGAAUUCACACCGGAGAGAAGCCCUUUACCUGCCAACAGUGUGGAAAAAGUUUCAACCAAAAAGGAAGCUUUAACAGGCACAUAAGAAUUCACACAAGAGAGAAGCUGUUUAUAUGUGGUUAAGGUGGAGUUUCAAAUGUAAAGAAACCCUUGAGUAAUACAUGAGGAUUCAUGUAUAAAUGGUUUUAUAUGUCUUCAGUGUGGAAUGAGUUUUACAGACAGGAAACACCUCAGGAAUCAUGUAAUUACUGUAAUAGAUGUUGUUUGUUAAAACGUACAGUAUCUAUAUUUAACAUGGUUUUCAAUGCUUAUGGCCUUAAAGACAAACGGAAUGUAUUGAGUGUGGAAUCUGUCUAAAAUUGAUGCUAGACAUCAAAUCCUUAACUACGGUGGCCCAGUAGUGCACAACACAACUAAAUUUAACAAGCAAACAUAAGUUCACAACACAACGGAAUCGAGCCACAACGCGACAGAAAUACUCCCAACCACUAGGGGUCUCUAUGAGCUCAGUAAAGUUAGUUUUCGUUGCCACUGUUCUAUAGAGUCGGCAGUUUUACAAAGAUAUAAAUACCAUGAUUAGGUUUAACAGUAUGUAACCACUGUAUAUCGACAUGAAAUAUUAAUUCAUAAUUAUCUACGUGCAUUAUAGCUGCAUAUUUAUACCUGUGAAUGAUUUGACACGCUACCACAGCGCAUGAUGAAGGGAACGUCUGCCAAUUCCACCAAGAGGUGGAAAUCUAAUAGACUGUCAACUCUAUAGAACAGAGGCAAGGAAAACUAACUUUACCGAGCUCGGGGAGCCCCCUAGAGGUCGGGAGCAUUUUCGUUGUGCUGUGGCUCGUUUCCGCUUUGUUGUGGAUUGAUUUCAUUGUGUUGUGGCUUUUUGUUGUGUUUUGAACUUGUGUUUGGUUUUUUGAUUUAGAUGUGUUGUGCACUACUGGGCCACCAUACUUAACAGCUGACUUACAUACUUUGAUGUCAUAUGUAAAUAGUAUGCAGUGUUAUGGGUUUGUAGUAUAUUUGUAAAAAGAAUGGUUUACAUUAUCUUACCAUCACCAGAAUAUGAUUUAGUGUACAUAAUUCACUUGACAACUGGAAAUAAAUUGAUUACAAACUCGUA
This is a messenger RNA of Ctenopharyngodon idella (grass carp), 2440 nucleotides long. RefSeq names its product gastrula zinc finger protein XlCGF57.1-like. Gene Ontology annotation, biological process: regulation of transcription by RNA polymerase II. Bases 121 to 1443 code for a protein of 440 amino acids. The record is from RefSeq and is a predicted model, not a curated record. The transcript has 3 exons. Lineage: Eukaryota; Metazoa; Chordata; Actinopteri; Cypriniformes; Xenocyprididae. Gene Ontology annotation, molecular function: DNA-binding transcription factor activity, RNA polymerase II-specific; RNA polymerase II cis-regulatory region sequence-specific DNA binding. Gene Ontology annotation, cellular component: nucleus.